AUGGAUAAAAAGACGAGUGCAGUAUGGAAACAUUUUUCGGUCAUAAGUGAUGAAAAAGCCAAGUGUUCAUACUGCACUAAUACUUUUUCUUAUAAGGGAGGUUCAACAGCCAAUCUUCUAAAACAUUUAAAAAGAAAACAUAUUGUUCAACUUGAAGCUAGAAAAAGAAAACGCGUUGAUUUCGAUCAAAAUGUAGAUGAACCAGAUGAUAUAUCUACAAAACAACAACAGGUAAUUAGUUCGGACCAACCAUCAACGUCGUCUAAUAUAUAUAUAUAUAUAUAUAAUAUAUCAAAGAAUUGUCCUACACAUACAAGUGUAUAUUCUUUUAUUAAUCGACCACUUUCUCUGUCUAAACAAAAACUUAUAGACAAGCAAUUUGGGAUAAUGGCUGCAAAAGAAUUUGAACUAUUAAGCCUCGUAGAAAAUAUUGAAUUUCAAAGAUUAAUUAAUUUAUUGAACCCUAGCUAUAAAUUACCUUCACGAAAAACUUUAUCUAAAUCAAUUUUGCCACAAUUAUACUCAAAAACUAAAGAAAAAGUUAAAACGAAUUUAAUUAAUUCGCAUUGUAUUGCAUUUACAACUAAUGGGUGGACAUCCCUUAAUAAUGACAGUUUUGUUGCAUUAACUAUUCAUUAUAUUGACAAAAAUGAAUGCACCUUAAAGUCUUUUUUACUAAGAUGUUGUUAUUUUGAAAAAUCGCAUAUGGCAAAUAAUUUAUCAAUUUUUUUAAAUAAUUGUUUUAAAGAAUGGGAAAUGACCGAAAAAGUUAAAAUUACAGUAGGUGACAACGCCGCUAAUAUUACAGCUGCCAUAAAUAUGAAUAAAAAUUGGUGUCAUAUACCUUGCUUAGCUCAUAGUAUUAAUACUAUUGCUCAAAGCGGAUUAGAUGCAAUACAAAUUGUCCAUAAAAUAUUUAAACGCAUAGCUGAACAUUUUAAUCGUAGUUCUCAGACUUUCAGUAAAUUAAAAAAUAUGCAAAAACAAAUGGGUUAUACGGAUUUAAAACUCAUUCAAGACAAAACUACGAGGUGA
Molecule: messenger RNA, 1035 nt
Organism: Daktulosphaira vitifoliae (grape phylloxera)
Lineage: Eukaryota; Metazoa; Arthropoda; Insecta; Hemiptera; Phylloxeridae
Product: zinc finger BED domain-containing protein 4-like
Exons: 1
Coding region: 1-1035 (344 amino acids)
Molecular function (GO): DNA binding
Source: RefSeq, a predicted model, not a curated record